ACCACAACGCGCACGACUCCGAAGCACCCCAAAGACCGGAAACAAACAUGCUGUGAACUGGUUGGUCCGUCCAUGGUUUCACUUUAUAAGCAGCCGCCUCUCGAUCGUUUGUCUCUUUUCUAAGCUUCAUGUGUCUAAAUUACUGAACAUUCCGGAGCCACUCACAUUUAUUUGCAAUGUUACCAACUGUUGUGAAGACUACGGAGCCGGGAUUCUGCUUCGAAAACACUUUAAGAAAUGCAGCAUUGGACAGUUUGGUGAAGGGGAAGAAACCCAAGCCCCUUAAAACUGGAACAACUAUUGCUGGAGUUGUGUUUAAGGAUGGAGUGGUUCUUGGUGCAGAUACUCGUGCCACAUCCAGUGAAGUGAUUGCUGACAAGAUGGUUGCCAAGAUUCACUACCUUGCUCCUAACAUUUAUUGCUGUGGUGCAGGGACAGCAGCAGACACACAGAAAGUUACUGAUCUUAUAUCCUCCAAUCUCACUAUCUUCUCAAUGAACAGCGGGCGAAACCCCCGUGUCAUCAUGGCAGUCACUGUCCUCCAGGAUACUCUCUUUAGAUACCAUGGGCAGGUUGGCGCUAACCUGCUGCUGGGUGGGGUGGACUGCACAGGAGGUCACCUUUAUGAUAUUGGACCUUAUGGGGACAUGGACAAGGUGCCAUUUCUUGCUAUGGGAUCAGGAAAUCUAGCAGCUAUGGGAAUUUUAGAAGACGGCUUUAAAACAGACAUGGAUAUGGAGUCUGCCAAACAUCUAGUUCGGGAUGCCAUUUAUGCAGGUAUAAUGAAUGAUCUGGGUUCAGGUCAUAACAUUGACUUGUGUGUCAUUACAAGAAAUGGUGUUGAUUACAUAAGGCCAUACCAGGAGUCAGAACAGAGAGGGAAAAGAGAGGGACGUUACAAAUACAGCCCAGGAACAACAGCAAUACUCACAGAACAAGUUCAGCAUUUUGAAAUGGAAUUGGUUGAAGAGAGGGUGCAAACCAUGGAAACCUCAUAAAGAUUGCACACUGCUUUUUAACAUUUAGUAUGCCAACCUCUUCGAGUGGCCACAAAUGAAUGAGAAUUUAAAAUAUAAAAUUGAUCUCAAGUCAAAUACAUAUAGGAGAGAAUAUGACAGACAAGACAUACUGACACAUGAAAUCUGAAUUUUCAAAUAAACUCUGAUUUGUCAGUUUUGAAA
Ctenopharyngodon idella (grass carp) is the source of this 1181-nucleotide messenger RNA. RefSeq names its product proteasome subunit beta type-7-like. Lineage: Eukaryota; Metazoa; Chordata; Actinopteri; Cypriniformes; Xenocyprididae. Gene Ontology annotation, cellular component: proteasome core complex. The transcript is spliced from 8 exons. The record is from RefSeq and is a predicted model, not a curated record. The coding region runs from base 177 to 998 and encodes 273 amino acids. Gene Ontology annotation, molecular function: threonine-type endopeptidase activity.